Candidula unifasciata is the source of this 304-nucleotide messenger RNA. The record is from the annotation of a GenBank genome assembly. NCBI's taxonomy places the organism in Eukaryota, Metazoa, Mollusca, Gastropoda, Stylommatophora, Geomitridae.
AUGAAAUUAUUUGACGACAGAAUGCGUAAGAUGGCAGCCGAUGAAGCAAAGAAAACGCACGAGGCUCUAUACAGGAAAAUACUGUAUUUACCAAUAUAUGACGACAGACCUAAAGACUGCUAUGAACUGCACAAACAAGGACGAGAACAGGAUGGUUUGGGCCAGAUUUUCGUCAGUGGGAUGAACGUUUACGUGACAGUAUACUGUGACAUGUCUAACGGCGGCUGGACGCUUCUUUUGAAGAGGGAAGAUGGUCUCGUCGACUUCUACAGAGAUUACGAGCAGUACAAAGAUGGCUUCGGAG